CAAUUGACCUUUCGCAAAAGCCGCAGUGAUUUAAGCAAGGGCGUAGCUUUGCGUAGGGACAUAACACUAGCAACUGUUCAGGAUGCUCAAAUUGUCCCUACCAACUUUUAACCCUUUAUUGCCAAACGUAUCGCAUUUGAUACACCUAAAAUCUCGUGAUUUUGAGACUCAUUCAGAAUUUUGACAAUUCUUUUUGAAAAAAAAAAGAUGGAUGCAAGUCAACACAUGCAUCUGCAGGUUCCAUGAGAAAAACAAACAGGAUUUAGCAAGGGUUAUAGAUAUCAGAGCGCUUAUUACACAUAUUCAUUUUACUUUUCUUUUUACAAAUUUGAAAAAAAAGGUUUCAUUAGGACCUUAAAUUUUGGGAUUCUAUGACAAUUGCUUCAUGUUGCAGGUAUUUAUUUAUUAAGCAACCUUAUUUGCGUGAUGUAAUGACUUCAGUUACAGUUCUGGCCAAAAGUAUUGGCACCCCUGCAAUUCUAUCAGAUAAUGCCCACUUUCUCCCAGAAAAUGAUUGCAAUUACAAAUGAUUUGGUAGUAAUAUCUUCAUUUAUUUUGCUUGCAAUGAAAAAACACAAAAGACAAUGAAAAGAAAAAAAGAUCAUAAUCAUUAUACACAGAACUCCAAAAAUGGGCCGGACAAAAGUAUUGGCAGCCUUCGAAAAAUCAUGUGAUGCUUCUCUAAUUUGUGUCAUUAGCAGCAACUAAAUCACACUUGAAGCCAGUUGAAAUGGAUUCAAGUUGACCCAACCUCUGUCCUGUGUCCUUGUGUGUACCACAUUGAGCACAGAGAAAAGAAAGAAGACGAUUGAACUGUCUGAGGACUUGAGAAGCAAAAUUGUGAGGAAGCAUGGGCUAUCUCAAGGCUACAAAUCUAUCUCCAAAGACCUGAAUGUUCCUGUGGCUACUGUGCGCAGUCUCAUCAAUAAGUGGAAAGCCUACGGCAAUGUGGCUAACCUGCCUAGAUGUGGACUGAAAACAAAGAUUUUGACGAAAGAUUGUGCGGAUGCUGGAUAAAGAACCUCAACUAACAUCCAAACGAGUUCAAGCUGUCCCGCAGUCCGAGGGUACAACGGUGUGAACCCGUACUAUCCGUCGGCAUUUGAAUGAAAAGGGACUCUAUGGUAGGAUACCCAGGAAGACCGCACUUCUGACCCAGGGACAUAAAAAAAGUAUGGCUGGAGUUUGCCAAAACCUACCUGAGAAAGCCGAAAAUGUUUUGGAAGAAUGUUCUCUGGUCAGAUGAGACGAAAGUAGAGCUUUUUGGGGAAAGGCAUCAACAUAAAGUUUACAAGGAAAAAAAUGAGGCCUUCAAAUGAAAGAACACGGUCAAACACGGUGGAGGUUGCCUGAUGUUUUGGGGUUGCUUUACUGCCUCUGGCACUGGACUGCUUGAACGUGUGCAUGGCAUUAUGAAGUCUGAAGCAGCACAAUGUAGGGCUCAGUGUGAGAAAGCUGGGCCUCCCUCAGAGGUCAUGGGUCAAUGACCCAAAACACACAUCAAAAAGCACUAGAAAAUGGUUUGAGAGAAAGCACGGGUGACUUCUCAAGUGGCCAACAAUGAGUCCAGACCCGAAUCCCAUAAAACACCUGUGGAGAGAUCUGAAAAGGGUACUCUUCAAAUCUCAGCGACCUGGAGCAGUUGGCCAAAGAAGAAAGGUCUAAAAUUCCAGCAGAGCAUUGUAAGAAACUCAUUGAUGGAUACCGGAAGUGGUUGUUCGCAGUUAUUUCGUCUAAAGCAGGGGUCUCCAAACCGGUCCUUAAGGGCCGCUGUGGGUCCUGGUUUUUGUUCCAACCGAUCAAGCACCGACAGUUUAACCAAUGAAGUUUUAGCUAAAACAAGCAGCACCUGACUGCAAUCAACUGAUUACACUUGUUAGACACCAGAUUGUUGCAAAGGUGUCGUAUUGUUGUGUUGGAAUGAAAUUCUGCGCCCACUGCGGCCCUAUGUGGAAUAGUUUGGAGACCACCGGUCGAAAGGUCCGAUCAAUUCCGGAGCUUUGUGGACUACUGCUUACUAAAAAUUCCUCAGGACCGACCUUCGUCGGGGGAGCUACUUCUACACGACUUUGUGCGACGGGAGCGGUCGCCGAGGAUCCUGCUGGAUUUGAUCCAUAGGACCAAGGAUGCCGUGCGCGAACUGGACAACCUGCAGUACCGCAAGAUGAAGAAGAUACUCUACCAGGAGAAGCACAAGGGACCAAUGGGGGAGAGUCAGGACGACGACGAGGAUAGCGAGGCGGCCAGCUGCAAGAUGAACAGCAUGGGCAGCGACCACUCCGUACCCAGCACAUCGCUCAGCACGGGCAGCCGGAGCAGCAGCAUCAACAGCCUGCAGGAAGGUCUAGAGGACGUCCCUGGCGGGCAUCCGCACGACUACGCUAGCACCCUGGACUCCUCUGUGCACGCCGACAAGGAGCUGCAUUACAAGUGGGACGACGGCCUUCACAAGAGUAGCCAGGCCCAAAACUACAAGAACCAGGCCCGUUUUGCAACAAUCAAGUCUGCAUCCUUGGUGACCAAGCAGAUCCAUGAGCAUGAGCAAGACAGCGAGCUGCGCGAGCAGAUGUCGGGCUACAAGCGCAUGCGGAGGCAACACCAGAAGCAACUGAUCGCCCUGGAGAACAAACUCAAGGCCGAGAUGGACGAGCAUCACCUCAAACUGCACAAGGAGGUGGAGACGCAGGCCAACAAUGCCUAUAUCGAACUGGAAAAGCUGGCCAAGAAACACGUCGCGCACGCCGACAAGGAGGCCAAGUGCGCGCUGGCCGAUGAGAAGAAGUUCCAGCAGCAAAUUGUGGCGCAGCAGAAGAAGGAGCUGAGCACAUUCCUUGACACGCAGAAGAAGCAAUACAAACUCUGCAAGGAGAAGAUCAAGGAGGAGAUGAGCGAGGACCACAGCACGCCCAAGAAAGAGAAGCAGGAGCGUCUGUCCAAGCACAAGGAGAACAUGCAGCACUCGCAGGCCGAGGAGGAGGCCGACCUGCUGGCCCGCCAGCGCCUUCGCCUCGAGCGCCAAGCCCGCGCCUUCAAGCGCGCCGCUCUCGUGACCAGACACCGCCUAGAGCACCAACGCGUGCGGGAGGAACUGAAUAAAAAGAAAACCCAGAAGGAGGCGGAGCACGCAAUGCUGAUCCGCCAAGACGAGGCCACGCAGGAACUGGAGAGACGGCAGCUUGGGAGCUUGCAGAGGCUACGCGUGGACCUCGUCCGCCUGCAGCACCAAACGGAACUGGACAACCAGAUGGAGUACAACGGGCGGCGCCAGAGCGAGCUGCGGCGCAAGCACAUCGUGGAGUUGCGUCGGCAGCCGAAGAAUGUCAAGGCACUGGAGUCUCAGAUCAAGAAGCAGUUUGAGGACACAUGCAAGGUCCAGAGCAAGCAGUACAAGGCGUUGCGGCAGCAUCACGCCGAGGUCACGCCCAAGGGCGAGCACAAGGGUGUCCUCAAGGCGCUCAAGGACGAGCACACGCGCAAAAUGGCCGUCCUGGCCGAGCGCUACGAGCAGAGCGUCAACCACAUGAUGGCCUCGCAGGCGCUUCGGCUGGACUCGGCCCAGGAGGCAGAGUGCCAGGCGUUGGCGCAGCAGCUGCAGCAGGAGUUGGAGCUGCUCAACGCCUACCAGAGCAAAAUCAAGAUGCAGACCGACGUGCAGCACGAGCGCGAGAGCCACAAGCUCCAGCACAAAGUCUCGCUCAGGCGCGCGCACCUCGAGCAAAAGAUCGAAGAGGAGCUGCUGUCGAUGCAGAAGGACCACACGGAGCGCGUCAAACUUCUUCUGGAGCGCGAGGAGCACGAGUUGGAAGCCUUCGACAUGGAGAGCGUGCGUCUGGGCUUCGGGAACUUGGCCGCCGCCGCGCUGGACUUCGCCAAGGACGACUUUAGAUGAGAACCGCGUCGUGCGACUUGGGUUUUUCCUCAACACGCGCACCCCGAUACACGCGUCCACACAAAACCGGAUGACCGAUUUCUCCGCACUUGCGACAAUGUGAAGACAUAUCCAAGCCUAUUGCUGCCACACCAGACAACAAAAAAAGAAUAAAUAAUACCACAGAAGUGGGUCGACGAUCUUUAACUCAUUCGCUGCCACUGACGGCCAAACUAUUUUGACCGGGAUGGCCUUCCUGGGUCGAAAGCCGUCGGGGGCAGUCGAUGACUUAAAAUGCGACGUAGGCGCGCGCGCGCACACCGGGCCCGGUCGUACUCUGGUCUUUCCUGCCCUCCCUCUUGGAUGUGAAUGGCAGUGACCAUUUUGAUAUGUAUAACGUGGUCAUUUGUCUGGUUAAAUUGUGCAACUUUUUUUCAACGUGGAAAUGUUUCUGUCGUGGUAGCAAUAUGCCCGAGUUGAAAAGGAAGAAUCAGGCGUUUCUAGCACAAAGGGCUCGAUAGUGUACGCGGGCGGCUACUUUGUACCGAAAGAUUUGACUUAUUUUCUUAUUCCGUUUUAAGCGAGCGAUUCUUCUCGGAUAAGUGUUACGAUUCCAUCGUUUGGGAUGAGGCUGCCGAUUGCAUGCACUUUAAUCACCACCACCAAUCAAUCACACGCUGUCUGUCCAACGGGAAGAAAUGAAGUGUUUUAAUUAUAUUUGUAAAUAAAGUGCUGAUGGCAUAGGCUGCGUCUUCUCAUUUUGUCCCCAUUUUGCAAUACACAUCGACAAAAACAGUGGUCAGUACAGUCAGGGCCGGCCCAGCCUCUACGCAGACUAUGCAGCUGCUUAGGGCCCCUGACCACUAGGGGGGGGCCCCAAUCUGGCAAUUGUUUAAUUUAUAUUCUAUUUUGUUUACUACACUUUGCUUUAUUUGAAUUUUGUGAGUUUUGAUACUUGAUUACAAGCUUAAGAAAUAUAAAAAUUCUUCCUUAACCUCUUUCUGUCUUCUUUUAGAAAAAGGUUUGGCGCUAUCUACUGUAAGUACUGACAAUUAUUUGGGGUGAGAAGUUUGAAGUAUGCAGUGCAACAAAAUCUGAUUAAUAUACAAAAUAUGGACGUAUGGGUUAGAUUGAAUGUAUGGGUUUCACAGUACACUGUGACAAAAUGGUGGGCCAAAAAUAUGGGCCCCUUUGCAUUACUUUGCUUAGGGCCCCCAAAUGGCCUGGGCUGGCCCUGAGUACAGAGGACCAAUUUGAACAAUGGAUCAACUUGUGCAGACGUCCAAAAGACCAGUUUGAUGCCAGCAAGGUGAAGCCAUUCACCUUCAUAUGCAGUAAACAUUUUGUUGAGGCUGAUCCAUUGACUGCCACAGCCUGCCCCGAAGAGGUAAGCCAUUUUAUUUUUAGCGUGGCGUUUUGCAGUGCUGCUUCUGUCUGACAUUGAAUGACCUGAAAAAAAUAAAAUGUAUGAAUCCCAACAGUCAUGUCGGUGUAUUUUUCUAAAAUACGGCUAUUUAAAUAAAUUAGCCAUGUUUGGCCUUGGUCUUUUUGUAUUAAGCCUAUUCAUGCCAACAGGUAGGCUCUAGAAUUGACAGCUUUACCUUUUCUGUUGUAAAGAAACAA
Messenger RNA from Corythoichthys intestinalis (scribbled pipefish), 5491 nucleotides. RefSeq names its product TAO kinase 3a (gene taok3a). Gene Ontology annotation, biological process: regulation of cytoskeleton organization; protein phosphorylation. NCBI's taxonomy places the organism in Eukaryota, Metazoa, Chordata, Actinopteri, Syngnathiformes, Syngnathidae. Gene Ontology annotation, molecular function: ATP binding; protein serine/threonine kinase activity. The coding region runs from base 2165 to 3889 and encodes 574 amino acids. The transcript has 12 exons. The record is from RefSeq and is a predicted model, not a curated record. Gene Ontology annotation, cellular component: cytoplasm.